AUGGCGUCGGACGAGAUCGUGUGGAACAUCAUCAACCAGCAGUUCUGCUCCUUCAAACUCAAACUCCCCGGCAACGAUCGCCACCAGAAGAGCACCAAGAGCACUUUCUGUCGCAACGAACACAAUGUCACCGGCCUCUGCAAUCGCCAGUCCUGUCCCCUCGCCAAUUCUCGAUAUGCCACAAUCCGUGCCGACCCCAGCACUCAGCGACUGUACCUCUACAUCAAGACCGUCGAGCGAGCACACAUGCCCAACAAGUGGUGGGAGAAGAUUCGACUGAGCAGCAACUACACCAAAGCACUGGAGCAGAUCGAUGAGCGGUUGAUUUACUGGCCCAAGUUCUUUCUGCACAAGUGCAAGCAGAGACUUACACGACUGACGCAAGUGAGGGUCCGGGCACAGAAGCUGGCAAAGGAAGAGGAGCGAUUGGGCGAGCGUAUGGUGCCGAAGCUGGCGCCAAAGGUCAGGAGGAGGGAAGAGACACGUGAAAGAAAAGCAGAGGCUGCCGCCAAGAUUGAGAGAGCUAUUGAGCGCGAGUUGGUGGAAAGAUUGAGAAGCGGUGCAUACGGAGAUCGACCGCUCAACGUGGAAGAGAAUGUCUGGAAGAAGGUCAUGCGUGGACUGGAGCGUAGUCAAGAGGGUGUGCGUGACGAGGAUCUGGAUGAGGGUAUCGAGGAGGAUGAGGAAGAAGUGGAGUACGAAGAAGAGCGGGAGCCUGGCCAGCUAGACGUUGAGUACGUGAGCGAUGUGGAAGAGUCGGACGACGAGGACGACAUGGAAGACUUCGACGAUUGGCUAGGUGGAGAGAGUGCUGAUGAUGCUGAGGGUGGCGAGGAGGGCAGUGAUGAGGAGGAAGAUGACGAGAGCGAAGACGAUGAGGAGGAUGAUGAGGAUACGGCAGCUUUGAAGAAGAAGUUGAACGGCCUCAAGCGAUCUCGACCAAGUGCGCCGCCCAAACCACGCAAGAAGUCGAAGGGACCGAAGACAAAUAUCGAGUACGAAUAUGUGCGCGAGCCACAAGCGCGAGAGAUGGUCGUCGCGAAGUAG
Messenger RNA from Zasmidium cellare ATCC 36951, 1047 nucleotides. RefSeq lists its product as uncharacterized. Gene Ontology annotation, biological process: maturation of LSU-rRNA; maturation of 5.8S rRNA. Gene Ontology annotation, cellular component: nucleolus; preribosome, large subunit precursor. The transcript has a single exon. The record is from RefSeq and is a predicted model, not a curated record. NCBI's taxonomy places the organism in Eukaryota, Fungi, Ascomycota, Dothideomycetes, Mycosphaerellales, Mycosphaerellaceae. Bases 1 to 1047 code for a protein of 348 amino acids.